CUUACAUACCACCCGCCCACCAUUACGUGCAUACCGACUUUCGUACGAAUACGUCCACACUGCAACUUUCCCUCACCGCAUAGCGCACAGCCAAGCAUCUGUGCCUCCAGAGCAAGUCGUCGCUCCGGUCUCGCAACUGCUCACGUCAAGAUCCCUCGGCUAGAGACAAUUCCACUCCGCCGCUCAUCAUCUCAGUCCAGGAGCGUACGUACAUAUAUACAUAGGCCGGCGGCCCCCCCUUCCGCGCGCGGCUGGCCAUCAUGCCGCCAGCGCGCCCCCUGCCCUUUGUCGGCGACUUCUCCUCGCCCGACGAGUACGUCGAGACGCUGCUGCGCUUCGCCCGCACCACGGACAUCUUCCAGAUCCUCUGCGGCGGCGUCCACAUCCUCGACUUCUUCACCUCGGAGCCGGGGCUCUUCCACGCCGCCCUGCCGCCGGAAUGGCACCGCUUCCUGCUGUCGCAGGACAUUAUGCGCCUCCUGGACUUGUUCAUGCGAGACGACCUCGACACGCUAGACUUUGAGGAUGGAAACGGGCCGCCAGAGAGCUUGUUACGGUACAUACGCUCCAUCCGCGACCUGUCCAUGGAGCGCCGCUUUCACACGCCCGCCGCGGAGCUGCCCGUCCUCCCGCGGACCGUCUCCGUAGGCAUGAAGCCCAAGAAGAUUCAUGAAGUCGCCAGCUUCGCGUCAUACCUCACUCGCCUGUCAGAUGACAUCCAAGCGUCCUCCUCGACAACAACAACUGGCGAGGAAGGCGCCCGCGACGCUGGCAUCACGCACUUUGUCGACUUUGGGAGCGGCCAAAACUACCUCGGCCGCGCUCUCGCCAGUGAACCAUACAACAGGCGCGUCGUCGCCGUCGAGGGUCGCGAGAACAACGUCGCCGGUGCGCGCGUCCUCGACCGCCUUUCCGGCCUGGCCGUCAAGCAAAAAGUCAUGCGCAACAAGAAGCUCUGGAACCAGAUCCUCGAGGUCCGUGGUGCCGACAAGGAGGAUGACCCCGACGCCCUGGCUGCGGCUGUGAAACAGGUCGCCGGUGCUGACGCGUUUGAUUUCCGGCCCAUGGACCAGCUCGGGUGGACAUACUCGGUCGACGAGAGCAAGGGCCAGGUCCAAUACGUGUCGGGCCGGCUCGACAGCGGCGACCUCGCCGAGGUCAUCGCCAAAAUCGACUGUGGGUGUUCCUCCCCCGAAGACGGACUACCAACGCAUCAAGAUGCGGAGAGCGAGCGGCGGCGGCGACAGGAGCAGCUGAGGCUCAUGGCCAUAUCCAUCCACUCGUGCGGCAACCUCUCGCACUUUGGCAUCCGCUCCCUGGUCCUCAACCCGUCGAUACGCGCCGUCGCCAUCGUCGGCUGCUGCUACAACCUCAUGACGGAGCGCCUCGGGCCCCCGACGUACAAGCACACCUACCUGCGCCCCUCCCUCCAGGCCCUCAACGGCCGCGUCUUCAGCGAGUCGGACCGCCGCGACCCGCAGGGCUUCCCCAUGAGCGAGCGGUUCGCAACGACCCGCGCCGGCAGCAAGGAUGCCGACGGCAAGGACGGCGAUGCCGGCGUGCGGCUCAACAUCACCGCCCGCAUGAUGGCGUGCCAGGCGCCCCAGAACUGGUCCCGCGCCGACAGCGAGGCCUUUUUCACGCGGCACUUUUUCCGCGCCGUCCUGCAGAAGAUUUUCCUCGAUCGCGGCGUCGUGAGCCGCAUCUACCACCGCCAGUCCCCUUCUCGCUCUGCAGCAGCCUCAAAGGACAAGGACGAGGACAAGGACGGGGAGCGCGGGAACGAGGAGGACGAGGAAGGAGGGACACCGCCGCCGGCCGCGACCCAGCCGCGCCACCGCUCCCGCGGGCCGUUCGACUGCAGCACCAACCCCGUCACCAUCGGCUCCCUGCGCAAGUCGUGCUACGGCUCGCUGCGGAGCUACGUGCGCGGCGCCAUCGACAAGCUGACGACGAGCAGCGACCACAAGCAGUACGCGGACGUGAUGCGCGACAAGAUGGCGGGCAUCACCGACGAGGAGAUUGACGCCUACGAGGCGGCGUACCUGCCGCGCCGCAAGGAGCUGUGCGUGAUCUGGAGCCUCAUGGCCUUUAGCGCCACCGUCGUCGAGGCGCUCAUCGUCGCCGACCGCUGGACGUACCUCAUGGAGCAGACGGACAUCGUCGAGCAAGCGUGGGUCGAGGCCGUGUUCGACUACAAGGAAAGCCCGAGGAACCUGGUUGUCGUGGGCGUCAAGAAGCAGGGGGCGUAGGCAGAAAGAAACGCGUAGAGGGGCAGUCAGCGCGCCUGGACCCCUGACGGGCCGCCGCUGACGGCCCUCCUACGCAAAAUAUAGAACCUCUCAUGCAAAAACCCCUCCCUAGCAUCCAUAUAGAUCGAGGGCGUCAAGUCAUUUCUCUAUUGAGAGCCCUCGUCGGAAUUCCGAGUACAGGCCACUUCCAUGGGACUUCUUUGACGGGAUGGAGCAUGGGCCCCCCGUCCUUACACC
Purpureocillium takamizusanense is the source of this 2489-nucleotide messenger RNA. RefSeq lists its product as uncharacterized. NCBI's taxonomy places the organism in Eukaryota, Fungi, Ascomycota, Sordariomycetes, Hypocreales, Ophiocordycipitaceae. The coding region runs from base 261 to 2252 and encodes 663 amino acids. The record is from RefSeq and is a predicted model, not a curated record. The transcript has a single exon.